AUGGGAACCACUGGUCAACCGUUCACGAUGGCACUUUAUGGCGGAACACCUCACGGCUUUGCUACACAUCCUGAUCUCAACAAUCCUGUGCAAAAGGCUGCGAAAGAAGAUGCUUUUCUCCAAGCGGUUCGCUUCUUCGAGACAUGGUUAUGA
Molecule: messenger RNA, 153 nt
Organism: Colletotrichum lupini
Lineage: Eukaryota; Fungi; Ascomycota; Sordariomycetes; Glomerellales; Glomerellaceae
Product: dienelactone hydrolase
Exons: 1
Coding region: 1-153 (50 amino acids)
Source: RefSeq, a predicted model, not a curated record